GUCUCUGUGGUAGCGCCGGCCUCGCCGGUGGCGGAGUGGGCUGCGGAGGAGCGAGGCCUGCAAGCUUCCUGUUCGCCUGCGAGCGCUCGGCCGAGGCGGGUAGCCAUGUCCGAGAAGAAGCAGCCGGCAGACCUGGGUCUCCUGGAGGAGGACGACGAGUUCGAGGAGUUCCCAGCCGAAGACUGGGCUGGUCUGGAUGAAGAUGAAGAUGCGCACGUCUGGGAGGAUAACUGGGAUGAUGACAAUGUGGAGGAUGACUUCUCCAAUCAGCUGCGUAUGCUUUGGAGGGCUGUUAUCUUGCCUGUGGUGUUUAUCCCCUGGGAAUCAUGAGUUUCUUCCGACUGAGAUUGCUGAUCCAUGACCAAGACUGUCAUUGAAUUAAGUGAUGUCAAUGUUCUGGAAACUGUGUUAUCCAGUAGAAAAGCCAUCAGUCAUGUAGGACUUGGAGCAAAUAAUGUGUGCCUGGUACAACUGAGGACCUGAAUGCUGUAUUUAAUUUAAAUAACCACAUUAAUCUCCUGUAUUGAA
This is a messenger RNA of Ochotona curzoniae (black-lipped pika), 528 nucleotides long. It is a transcript of the gene SEM1, whose product is annotated as SEM1 26S proteasome subunit. The transcript is spliced from 3 exons. NCBI's taxonomy places the organism in Eukaryota, Metazoa, Chordata, Mammalia, Lagomorpha, Ochotonidae. Gene Ontology annotation, cellular component: proteasome complex; proteasome regulatory particle, lid subcomplex. The record is from RefSeq and is a predicted model, not a curated record. Gene Ontology annotation, biological process: double-strand break repair via homologous recombination; proteasome assembly; mRNA export from nucleus. The coding region runs from base 106 to 330 and encodes 74 amino acids.